UGGACACUAGCUGCACGACGAGCGCGAUCGCGACCGCGGGCGAGGACGAGGACCCGUGGACGAUCCUCACGAGCUUCUCUCUGCGAAAGUACAUCGUCUCCAGCGUCGAGUUCUACAUGAACGACAAGGAGGCGUUCAAGAACGAGCUGCUCUCCGGCGUCACGGUCGCGGUGAUGCAGGUGCCCGAGUCCGUGGCCUUCAGCUUCGUCGCCGGCGUGCCCCCGCUCGUGGGCCUGUACUCGACGUUCUUCCUGGGCCUCAUCACGGCGCUCAUCGGCGGCAAGCCCGGCAUGAUCUCCGGCGCCGCGGGCGCCAUGGCCGUCGUCAUCAAGGACCUCAUGGCGGACUCGGGCCCGCUGUCGAGCUACUCGAACGGCGACCGGUUCCAGCACCUCCUCAUGACCGUGGCGCUCUGCGGCGUGUUGCAGACGCUCUGCGGCGUGUUCCAGCUCGCGAAGCUCGUGAAGCUCAUCUCGAAGCCCUGCAUGAUCGGCUUCAUGAACGGCCUCGGCAUCGUCAUCUUCAUGGCGCAGCGCGCGGCCCGCGCGCGCGUCGACGCCGCGCGCGCGCCGCGGCGCGCCGACGCGCGCGCGCAGACGAAGACCUGGCUCACGCUGCUCCUCGUCGGCUUCACGAUGAUGAUCAUGCUCGCCUGGCCCCGGGUGAUCCCGGCGCGCUGCGCGUCCGCCCGCUUCAUCAACCGGGGGCUCAUUGGCGUGUCCACGCGCACGGUCGGCCAGACGGAGAAGCUCAGCGGCGCGCGCGCGCCGCCGUCCUGGCACGUGCCGCAAGUGCCCGCCGACGGCGAGUGGGGCGUCGUCUUCCAGUACGCGAUCUCGCUCACGUUCGUCGGGCUCAUCGAGUCCGUCAUGACCUUACAAGCCGUCGACGAGAUCACGGAGGACCUGCCGUCCGUCUUCCGCUCGAACCAGGAGUGCGUCGCCCAGGGCGUCGCGAACCUCGUGAGCGGCCUCUUCGGGGCCAUGGGCGGCGACGCGAUGAUCGGCCAGUCGACGAUCAACGUGAGCGUCAACGGCGCGCGCGGCCGCCUCAGCGGCGCCGCGGCGGGCGUCCUCAUGCUCGUCUUCGUCGUCUUCCUCAGCCCCGUCAUCUCCGUGAUCCCCAUCGGCACGCUCACGGGCGUGCUCUUCAUGGUCGUGCUCUCGACGUUCUGCUUCGACACGUUCCGCCUCCUGCCGAGGAUCCCGCGCGCGGACGCGUUCGUCAUCGUCGAGACGACGGUGCUCGCCGUCGUCUUCAACCUGCGCGCCGCAGCGGCCAUCGGCGUCGUCGUCGGCUCCGUGACGCUCGCGACCUUCGACGCGUGGAACCGCGGCGCGUCCUUCGCGGUCGCGAAGACGGACAAGAAGACGGACGGCGACGAGGUCACGUACUCGCCGCUCGCGCCCCUCUUCUUCGGCACGGUCAAGGACUUCUCCAAGGCCUUCGCCCCGGGCAGCGACCCGAAAUCGUGCGUCGUGGACCUCGAGCGGUCGGCCAUCGCCGACUACUCGGCGCUCGUCGCGCUCGCGGACGUCGCGCACCGCUACGCGCUCGUCGACAAGCGCGUCAAGAUCAAGAACGCCUCC
Aureococcus anophagefferens is the source of this 1589-nucleotide messenger RNA. RefSeq lists its product as hypothetical. Gene Ontology annotation, cellular component: membrane. The annotation marks the transcript as partial. NCBI's taxonomy places the organism in Eukaryota, Pelagophyceae, Pelagomonadales, Pelagomonadaceae. The record is from RefSeq and is a predicted model, not a curated record. The transcript has 7 exons.